AUGGCAGCUGCAGAGAUGCCAGAGGCGAAGAAAGCCAAGACAGAUCCAUCCGUGAAGUAUCCGGAGCAGGACCUCUCCGAGGUUCUGGGAAAGCAUAUUAUCUACACUUAUGAGAACGGCUGGCAGUACGAGAUCUACUUCAAGAGUGCCGAUAUGAUCCACUACCGCAUCCACAGUGGUCUCGUUGCUGGCCGCUGGGUCACAAACCGUGAGGUCUGCAUGACUGCCCUCGGGAAGGGCCUGGUUCGCAUCAACUGGCAGGAGCCUGUCGGGAACAUUGUCACGAUGGUCACUUCCCUGGAAGACCGCUGGCUCCACUCCUACUUCCUGAUGCCGAAGUGGAUCACGGAGGACCCCAUGGCCACGGUUUGCCACGAGGAUGAGCAUGUGGAGGAGAUGCUCAAGCGACGGGAACAGGGGCCGACAUGGCCAAUGCACAUCGCGGAGAAUGCCUUCGCCACCAUCACGUUCCUGGAAGAUGUCGGGACCGGUCGCGACGACAUCAUCGACUGCCCACCUGACAAGCUCCCUGCGGGCUAUGCCAGUCGCAAGAACUGA
Symbiodinium necroappetens is the source of this 558-nucleotide messenger RNA. Lineage: Eukaryota; Dinophyceae; Suessiales; Symbiodiniaceae. The record is from the annotation of a GenBank genome assembly.